Messenger RNA from Humulus lupulus (European hop), 942 nucleotides. Its product is annotated as putative wall-associated receptor kinase-like 11. Gene Ontology annotation, molecular function: polysaccharide binding. The record is from RefSeq and is a predicted model, not a curated record. The transcript has 2 exons. NCBI's taxonomy places the organism in Eukaryota, Viridiplantae, Streptophyta, Magnoliopsida, Rosales, Cannabaceae. Bases 1 to 942 code for a protein of 313 amino acids.
AUGGUAGUGACUACUAUGCUGAACAACUACUUGUUUGUUAUCAUAACUGGAUGGUUCUUAAUGGCAAGGUCGUCAACAGUACUAGCUGCUAUCUAUGCCAAACCUGGUUGUAAAGGAGAGUGCGGAAACAUAACUAUCCCAUUCCCAUUCGGAAUUGGAUCGUCCAAUUGUUUUCUUGACAAAUGGUUCGAAAUCUCAUGCCGCAACUCUACUACGCCUUUCCUCGAACACACUCAACUACAGGUACUUAACAUUUCGUUAUAUGAUUAUAAUAACGACUAUAGACCGUCCGAAUGGGUUCAGGUGAGAAGCCCCAUCAGUUUCUUCAACUGUGCAAAUAAGACAAGCAAAAAAUCAGCAAAUUUAACAGGAAGCCCCUUCUACUAUUCUUCUGAGAAUGACUUUGUUGCAGUAAGUUGUGGUGCUUUUGCCAAGUACGAAACAAGGAGCGGUAACCGGCUCGUCCAGGAUGGGUGCACCAGCAGCAGUUCCACCUGCUCAUCAUCAUUCAAUAGUAGUAAUAAUGUUGAUUUUAGUAAUUGCGACGAUGGCGUUAAAUGUUGUCGUACUUCUUUAGAUAUGGGUGACAGCUUCAAAAUCUCCAUGGAUAAUGAUUCUAGUACGACUCUUGCAACAAAUCGUGAUAACGAAUAUUGCAAAUAUGCGUUCCUGAUAGAUCACUCUGAAAUUGAUAAAUACAAAACAUCCCAUGAUGAUGAUCUGGAUUAUUAUGUUCCCGCCCUACUAAGUUGGUCCCUUAAUGUUACGUAUUUCGACAUAUUUAAAACAGAUGUUAUGCCAACCACAUCUAGCAGCUUCGACUGCGAAAGCUAUGAUGUUAUUACUUUAAAUUCCUCUCUAAAUCGGAUAUACAGCUGUCGUUGCAGUAAAGGAUUUCGAGGGAGUGCGUACAUUCAGGACGGGUGUCAAGUUAUUAAUUAA